AUGGCUACUGAUCAGUUCAUGAGUGGCAAUACAGUGCUGACACUCUCAGACACUGUCUACAAGCUACUCCAUGAAGCUCGCACUGCUGCAAGCUAUCAAAGGAAUUACUCUUCAGUGGAGACUCGUGCACAGCUGACUGCAGAAUUUAAGAGGGUCUUCAAUAUAAAUGCACAUCCAUAUGACUGGCAGCUGGACGUAACUGAAGCAAUCUUGGUCAGACUGAAUGCUAUUGUCAUCGCCGGUACUGAGGCUGGAAAGAUGAUACCUUUUGCGAUGCCCCUGCUCCUAGACCAUAACAGUUCUAAGAUGAUUAUUAUAAUCUCACUGCUCAAUGAGCUCGAGGAAGAUCAGUGGCUGACAGUAGGGAAGAUCUAA
This is a messenger RNA of Laetiporus sulphureus 93-53, 375 nucleotides long. RefSeq lists its product as uncharacterized. The transcript has 2 exons. The record is from RefSeq and is a predicted model, not a curated record. Bases 1 to 375 code for a protein of 124 amino acids. Lineage: Eukaryota; Fungi; Basidiomycota; Agaricomycetes; Polyporales; Laetiporaceae.